CCCUUGUCUUAUCCCAAACAUUUCUCUCCCUCUCCCUCUCCCUCUCUCUCUCUCUCUCUCUCUCUCAAAGGAAGCUUCGUUGUUCUGUUUUCCUCUAUCACCGACCCUCUCCCCAACCUCGUCAAAACUCUAACCGUUUCGACAUAAUCAGUUCUGAGCACUUUAAACAGAGCGGGAUUUGCCUGUUGGUUUGGUUCCUUGAAUUCGAGCAGCCAAGUUUCAUGUCUGCGCUUGACAUCCAGAUUCCCAGUACCUUCGAUCCAUUCGCUGAGGCAAAUGCUGAAGACUCAGGUGCAGGGUCAAAGGAGUAUGUGCAUAUCCGUACACAGCAGCGUAAUGGUAGAAAAAGCCUGACCACUGUCCAGGGAUUGAAGAAGGAAUUCAGCUACAAUAAGAUACUCAAAGACCUUAAAAAGGACUUUUGCUGCAAUGGUAAUGUUGUGCAAGACCCAGAGCUGGGCCAGGUUAUCCAACUUCAAGGUGAUCAGCGGAAGAAUGUCUCUACUUUCCUUGUUCAGGCUGGUAUUGUGAAGAAAGAACAAAUCAAGAUUCAUGGUUUCUAAAUAGCAGGCAGAGGCAGCAGAUUGUUCCAAUGUGGUAGCAACUGCUGCUGUGUAUAUAUAUGUAUAAAAUUAUAGCAGGGGUCCUGAGCAUAGCCCUAAAUGCAUGUAUUUGCACUCCAUGUUUCAUUUGUAUUCGCAAUAAUAUGAUGGUUCCCCGAGUAUUUUUGGUUUCUCUCCUUGUCGCUGAUAUCCUUCACAAUAAUAAUUUACAUCUUUUUUCCCCCUCCCACCAA
Molecule: messenger RNA, 796 nt
Organism: Rhododendron vialii
Lineage: Eukaryota; Viridiplantae; Streptophyta; Magnoliopsida; Ericales; Ericaceae
Product: protein translation factor SUI1 homolog
Exons: 5
Coding region: 222-563 (113 amino acids)
Biological process (GO): translational initiation
Molecular function (GO): translation initiation factor activity; RNA binding
Source: RefSeq, a predicted model, not a curated record